CCGCCGACGACCAAGCCAUCGGCGUAAACCUCUACACCUUAGUUCCAGUGUCCUGAUGUCAGCCAAUACCAUGGGCAGCGGCAACGCGGGCAAUCCCAAUCAGAACGCGGGAGCGGGAACUGGAGGCGCCGGCGGCAAUGGCAAUGGCAAUGGCGGGAACUCUGGAGCUCCUGGCGACAACGAGAAGGACUGGCCGGUUACCGAUGAUCUGCGCAACCAUCUUGUACACAGACUGGUGCAGGCCAUCUUCCCCACCUCAGAUCCCACCACUAUGGAGGACAAACGACUCCACAAUCUCGUCUCGUACGCGGAGAAGGUCGAGAAGGACAGGUACGAGAUGGCCAAGUCCAGAUCUGAGUACUAUCACUUGCUGGCGGAGAAGAUCUACACGAUACAGAAGGAGCUUGAGGAGAAGAGGCUGAAGCGCAAGGAGCAGCAGCAGCAGCCGCAGGUGAUGCAGCAGGUAUGUAAACCUGAUGCAGCAGCAGGGCGGACCCGGAGGACCAGGUACUGGACCCGAUCAGUGUGUGUCCAACAUAGAGAACGCAACCAUGAUGCUGCAAAGCCUUUCUCUAAUAUCGCCCGGCGUGUCCACGCACGGAGGAAUGCAAUCGCAGGAGCAGCAGCAGCAGGAGCAACAGCAUCAGCAGGAGCAACAGCAAAACAAAACAAAGCAAACAAAAACUAACAACACUGUAAUCAACUAAAUACUUUGCUUGAAAGUGUAAAAUAAAUUGAAAUAAAAAUUAUAGGAUAUA
Molecule: messenger RNA, 758 nt
Organism: Drosophila rhopaloa
Lineage: Eukaryota; Metazoa; Arthropoda; Insecta; Diptera; Drosophilidae
Product: histone lysine acetyltransferase CREBBP-like
Exons: 3
Coding region: 56-688 (210 amino acids)
Biological process (GO): positive regulation of transcription by RNA polymerase II
Cellular component (GO): histone acetyltransferase complex; transcription regulator complex
Molecular function (GO): transcription coactivator activity; chromatin DNA binding; histone acetyltransferase activity
Source: RefSeq, a predicted model, not a curated record